Eleginops maclovinus (Patagonian blennie) is the source of this 1639-nucleotide messenger RNA. It is a transcript of the gene nmnat1, whose product is annotated as nicotinamide nucleotide adenylyltransferase 1. The record is from RefSeq and is a predicted model, not a curated record. The coding region runs from base 249 to 1070 and encodes 273 amino acids. Gene Ontology annotation, molecular function: nicotinate-nucleotide adenylyltransferase activity; nicotinamide-nucleotide adenylyltransferase activity. The transcript has 5 exons. Lineage: Eukaryota; Metazoa; Chordata; Actinopteri; Perciformes; Eleginopidae. Gene Ontology annotation, biological process: NAD+ biosynthetic process. Gene Ontology annotation, cellular component: nucleus.
AGGUUUGAGUGCAUCAGUCGUCUGCUUUAGUACCCUGUAACAAAUGGCAGGUUUACGUUGCCUAGUAUAUGUAAUACUUUAUAAAGCUUACGAGUUAAUGUCGUCGCUAACGUUAAAGCUAACCUAAGUUUACUCAACAUAUAGGUUUUAUUUCACAAAUUCUACCAUAUAACGAUAACAGGACGUCCCUUGCUUUGAUUACACCUUCAUAACCUUCUCCAAAUGUAAGUACACUACCAGUAUGAGGCAUGGACGGCCAGAAUUUAACCAAAGUGGUCCUGCUGGCCUGUGGGUCCUUCAACCCCAUCACCAACAUGCACCUGAGGAUGUUUGAACUGGCUCGAGAUCAUCUGGAGGACACAGGUCAGUACAGGGUGAUGAAAGGUAUCAUCUCUCCAGUGGGUGAUGCCUAUAAGAAGAAGGGUUUGAUUGAGGCCCGUCACCGUCUAGAGAUGGCCAGAUUGUCCACAGAUAGCUCGGACUGGAUCACAUUCGAUCCCUGGGAGAGCCUACAACCAGAGUGGGUGGAGACAGCCAAAGUUGUUCGGCAUUACUAUAAAGAAAUGCUUGAGGCAGAGCAGAACACCGAUGAUGUGGACACGGUCAAGCACGCCAAAAAGAGACGUAUAGAGGAGAAUCGUUUUGGAGGUUCGUCUCAUCACAAAAAAGACGGUCUUCAGCUGAUGUUGCUGUGUGGGGCCGAUGUCCUGGAGUCCUUCGGGGUCCCCAACCUGUGGAAGCAGGAGGAUAUUGUUGAAAUUGUCGGCCGCUAUGGUUUGGUUUGCGUCACCCGCAGCGGCAGUGACCCCCACAAGUUCAUACACCAGUCGGACAUGUUGUGGAAGUAUCGCCAGAACAUCCACGUGGUCUGCGAGUGGGUGACCAAUGAGAUCUCAGCCACUCAGGUGCGGCGGUCGCUGCGUCGAGGUCGGAGCGUUAGGUACCUGCUGCCUGACAGCGUGGUUCACUACAUACAAGAACAUGGGCUGUACAGCACUGAGAGUGAGCAGAAAAAUGCUGGCGUAGUACUGGCACCUCUUCAGAGGUACACAGAUGUCGCUUCAAGCUGAGGAAGUUUACUACUGCAAAAAAACAAAGAAGAAAAGAUAGCUCUCUAAACUAAGUGUUGUAUGUUUACUGUGAAUCAAAAUGAGAUCAUAUGCAAACAGUUUGUUUAACUUCCAACAAUGCCUACUGCACAGAACAGCUUUUUUACUAAUAGGCAUUUUGUUUUCAUAAAUGUGCAUAGACAGAACAGGGUGAGUUGACUAAGUAAAUUACUCAAAAACAGAAUAACUGAGUUGGCUGGGGGGUCAUCUAAAUGUCAAUGCUGCUGUUGAAAAUAGAUCAGGUGCGUGGUUAUUGAAAUAGGGAUUCACAAUUGUGCGUGAAGUAGUCAGCAUACAGUGUGCGGAAUUAUGAUUAAGAACAAAUUCAUUUAAAAGUUUUACUUGCUUAACCUCAAUGCUUCAGUAUACUCUCUGAACCUGUCACAUGUUGUGUACCUAAAGCAGGAUUUGUUCAUGCACUCUUUCAGGGAAUAUGCUUUAAACAUGUUUAUUUUUCAGUGCUCCCGGUUUUAAAUAAAGGUGUGAUUUGUAUUGACUUGAAAUUAAAUAAACAACCCUUUUGGAUUUUA